Messenger RNA from Poecilia reticulata (guppy), 7258 nucleotides. RefSeq names its product FERM and PDZ domain-containing protein 4. Gene Ontology annotation, cellular component: cytoskeleton. Lineage: Eukaryota; Metazoa; Chordata; Actinopteri; Cyprinodontiformes; Poeciliidae. The record is from RefSeq and is a predicted model, not a curated record. Gene Ontology annotation, molecular function: protein binding. Gene Ontology annotation, biological process: signal transduction.
UGAACAGAGGACAGAGCCACAGCCAGAGAGCAUCCGUCAUCCAUCCGGUCUGAUCCUCCCUCUCAAACCCCCCCUUACCCAGCUCUCCCUCCCCUCCCUGCCGCAGCUACGAUCACACUUCCCCGUGCUUUGGGAUGUGGAGCACAUACAGAGCGCUCUCUGCAGCCUCAGUCGUCCAGGUGUAGAGAGGCAGGAAGGACUGCCUUCUCCUGGACAGAGGAGAGGUGAAGAUAACUCCUGCUGUGUCCCUGUCAUCACUUUGAAAGAGUGAUGACAGAGGAACGGGACUGUCCGUCUGCCGGACCGAGCGACUCGUUUGGCCGUUCUCGCUUCCGUUUGAGUUUAUUUUCAUGAAUGCAAAGCCAUUUCCGUAUUUGGCAGAUUUCUGUUGACUUCAGAUGUGGACCUGGGCUGGCGCUGGAUUGUUUUCGGCCGUGAAAUGUUGAAGGGAUUCAGAUGUGGAUUAGAAUGCUGAUGAGGAGCACCUAAGCUUUGGAACGGAGAGCUCCGCAACAGGAGCAUGUGGACAUGUUUGGCUUCUCCAAAAAGCCAAAACAGUCCGGCCAUAGGAAUAAAACGUCAGGCUGGCCCCCACCCGGCCUGGGCUCCUGGGGAGGGCUUCAGGGGCCCCCUUACAGUUGGGACAGCAUGAACAACACCAGAGAUGGACGGGACUUCUUUACCAACCAAGGCUCCCAGAGCAGCUCCCUGGAGGAGGUCCACCUGGAUGGCCUCCCUCCCGCACCUCGUCUGGUGGAGAUGAGACGGGACCCGGUUCUGGGCUUCGGGUUUGUGGCUGGUAGUGAGAAACCGGUGGUGGUCCGCUCUGUCACACCAGGUGGUCCUUCUGAAGGGAAGCUGCUGCCGGGCGACGAGAUUAUCAUGAUCAACGAUGAACCGGUCAGCUCAGCCCCCAGGGAACGAGUCAUCGAUCUCGUCAGGAGCUGCAAAGAGUCCAUCAUGCUGACUGUUGUUCAGCCAUAUCCAUCUCCUAAAUCAGCGUUCAUCAGUGCAGCCAAAAAAGCCAUGCUCAAGUCCAAUCCGGUCAAAGUGCGCUUUGCUGAGGAGGUCAUUAUAAACGGCCAGGUCCCGAAUCCGGUGAAGGACAACUCUCUCCUAUUCAUGCCAAAUGUCCUGAAGGUCUACCUGGAAAAUGGGCAGACGAAGUCGUUUCGAUUCGACAGCAGCACUUCCAUCAAGGAAGUGAUUAUGACCCUGCAGGAGAAGCUGUCGAUCCGCUGCAUUGAGCACUUCUCCCUGGUGCUGGAGGAGAGGACCGAAGGCUCUGGAAGCAAACUGCUUCUCCUUCACGAGCAGGAGACGCUUACUCAGGUGACCCAGAGGCCCGGUUCUAACAGGAUGAAGUGUUUCUUUCGAAUCAGCUUCAUGCCCAGGGACCCAGUGGAGCUGCUCCGCCGGGACGCUGUGGCGUUUGAAUACCUCUAUGUGCAAUGUUGUAACGACGUGGUGUUGGAGCGCUUCGGCCCGGAGCUCAAGUACGACGCCGCGCUGCGACUGGCUGCCCUGCAGAUGUACAUACUGUCCAUGACGGCCAGACAGAGUCAGAAAGUUUCACUAAAAUAUAUCCAAAAGGAAUGGGGUCUGUCGCUGUUCCUGCCUCCGACUGUGCUGUCCAGCAUGAAGGAGAAAAACAUCAAGAAGGCUCUGACGCACAUUCUCAAAACCAACCAGAACCUUGUGCCUCCGGGGAAAAAACUAACUGCAUUGCAGGCCAAGGUGCAUUACCUGAGGUACAUCAGUGAACUAAAACUGUACGGAGGAAGAGAGUUCAAAUCGAUACUUUUGCAAGGCGAGAAACAGACGGAGGUGAUGCUGUUGGUGGGCCCCCGGUAUGGGAUCAGUCACGUCAUCAACGCUCGGACCAACCUGGUGGCCCUCUUGGCCGACUUCAGCCACGUCAACCGCAUCGAGAUUCUCACAGAAGACGAGACGAACGUCCGGCUGGAGCUUCACGUCCUGGACGUAAGACCCAUCACUCUGAUCAUGGAGUCCAGUGAUGCCAUGAACCUCGCUUGCCUGACGGCAGGCUACUACCGCCUCCUAGUGGACUCCAGGAGAUCUAUUUUCAACAUGGCCCACUGCAAUAACAUAGCAGAAGAUGACGCUGGUCAGGAUCGUGUCCUGGAGUGGCCGUACAGCACGUCUUUAGGGGAAAAUGAAGAGCCGUCACAGGGGAAGGUCUACAACAGAAACUAUCCAGACAACGGCCAGAGGGAAAACAGCAUUUCUCCCUACUUCCAUGAACCUCAAAACCUGGACGGCGACCACGGGACAAGAAGAAGUCCACUGCCCCCUCCCCUUCCUCCACCCACCAGACACAAAACCCAAGACUCACCUCGAAGCGCCAAAGUUUCAUUUAUUUUUGGAGGUAACCCGCCCCUGAACAGACCCAGGAACUAUGAUGUAGUACCAGAGAGCCCAGAGUCUUCGGAGCCCUUUCAGUUCAACGAGCUCACCCACGUCUACAGCAACAUCAUAACUGAGGAAGGCGGUGAAGAGCCCGUGCUGAGGGACUUGUUCUAUCGAGACACAACAGAUGACGCGGAGGAUGAUGAGGACGCGUCCUGCGAGGAAGACUCCACGGGGGGGACUCCAGUGGGUGACAACAGGGAAGGUGGAGACGACUGUGGCAACCAGGGCGCGCGGUUGCCCACAGCAGCUGGCAAAGCUACUUUUCUCACUCUCUCUGGGUCCACAGAUGACAUCAUCGAUCUCACGUCGCUGCCGCCUCCCGAAGGAGACGACGGCGUCAACGACGACGAGGACGACACGCUGCUGCAGACCCUCAACCUCGCAAUCGCGGCGCCGCCGCCGGGCUUUCGGGACAGCAUAGACGAGGACGUGGCCCCGGAGGGACGGCCUCUAAGCACAUGUGAUAACGACGACAUUCCUGUGUCGCUGAUCGAUGCUGUACCGACUCACGGAGAGGAAGAAGGAAGCAGCGGAGGGGAGAGUAGGUUAGAGAACGCAGUCAUGGAUUCUCUACAAGCACUGGAGCAUCUAUCGGUCUCCGAACAGAGACCUCCUCGUCCACCUCCGAGCAGCAACAACACAGGUAUUUGCACAUCUCACGGAUUUAGCCCAGAAUCAUCCUCAGAUUCUGGCAACGAAACUAACUCUUCAGAGAUGACUGAGAUCUCUGAUCUAGCUGCUACUCAUAGACUCACCGACAGCCACAUGCGUUUACUUGUAGCCACGCGUGAAGGAUACCAACCAUUGCUUGAGGAGAAAACUGAAUUCCCAGUCUCACCUAAUUCAUGCACAACACAAGAAAAGAAACCUCGUAGUCCAACACGACACCUUCAGCCUCCAGCAGUUCCUCCGAGACGUAGCCCCCAGCUAGACCUGACAUCGUCAGGGCCGGACAGAUUGGAACUGAAACCCCAGACUACUCUCUCGGUUACUCUUCAACGUCCGAGUUCGACAACGCCAGGAGGCAAACACCAGAAAAAGUCUGUACACUCGAGCGGAAAGUACAACACCUUCAGCACAAGAGAAGUACUUCGAAGUGAGAUCAAUAACAGGCGCAGCUAUCUGGAUUUGAACCAGCACGCUUCAUUCAGCGAGCAGGAAGAAGCCAAGAGGAGACAGAAUUCCUUUGUCGCUUCUCCUUCUUCCGUAGCUCAGGGCAUUGGAGUAACGAGCCCAGCUCGCGACCAUCGAAAUAAUCUUCGCCCUUCUUCAACCGUUUCCGAUCGCUUCCUAGAUGUGGUCACUAUGGGCUGUGAAGUGGGUAACGGAGCGGCGGCCGCUGAACAGGAUGAGCAUCUAGUUGUAGCGUCCUUACUGUCCCCGAGCAAACAAUCCAGAACAGGAGGUUCUGAACAUGGAUCAGACACACCAAGUGACCAUCAGCCAAUUUCAAGACAACAGAGUGUGGCACGGUUGUGUGAGUACCACCUGGCCAAAAGGAUUUCAAAUUUGCAAGGAGAAGGCCACAGUUCUUUGCAGGGCUCUCUGUGCUCAUCACUUGAUGCAGGUGGCAGCACAAACAGCAGUGCCUGUGCCACGCCGACUGACUCUCCUCUUGGCCCCGGCGCUGUUGAGUCCAAACAACAUCGCUCACAAAAGCACCCACUUUCAAGUUCUUCUUCCUCCCUGCUUAGGGUGCUAAACUAUGAAGACAGCAAAACCGGAUUUCAGAACCAGAACACCCAAAACAAAGAACUUCAUCCGCAUGCAGACCCUGCCCUCCUUCGUAAAAUGCUGCCCAAUAUUCACCCCCCUCUUGCUGGGGGGGAAACAAGUCGACCCUCCUCAGCAACUCCAUCCAAACAUAAGGAAGUGACAGGCACUGGAAGCAAGAAGCACCACAAUGACAUCUAUCCUAAACAACAAGCCUGUUUUAAGGGGCUUAACCCAAAGGAAGGCAGUGAGGCCUACAGACAACUGAUAAACUAUCUUACAGUGAGCCAGAUGCAUCAGGGAGGGAAGUUACAUAGUGCCGGUAUGGGAGGGGCAGUUAAAAAAGACACCAGACGCUUUAUCACAAGCAACCCUCAGCUAGUUGAAAUGGUUAAGAACAGAGGGAACACCACUGCUCGCUGUCCAUGUAUGCCUUCGUCUGUGACAUCUCCAUUUCUCAGCCCUAAUUUGGUAGGUCCUCAUUCAGCCCCAAUGCAGUUGGCAAAUAAAAAUUCAAGGUCUUACCUUUCAGCAACACUUCCUGCCAAACUCAAAAGAAGCCCUGACAUGCAAGUUCAGAGGCUGAAUGAAGGUUUAGAUUUCAGGAGUCCUACCGCAGAGAGAAGGAGCUCCUUUUCUGGUCUAGAAAGUGACCUUGGCAGAGAUGGUAUGGAUGCAGAGCAAUUUCUCUCGUACAUUAAAAGACAAGACUGUAUGAACCGUGACGGGGCUUUGAAUCCAAGCCGAAAUCGUGACUUUUUAGGCAACCGCCCUCCACCUCGCUCAAGAAGUCAACCAAGUGGCAGCACAGAGGAAGGGUUCAGAUCAGACUCAAGGCUGAAACAUGCAUCUUUUCAGUCUCCUCGACCUAAUGAUUCUUUUUGUUUCUCAACUGCUCCUACUUUGAGUGGUCAACGUGCAGACCUCAAUGCCCUCUCACUAGGAAGGGGUGACCAUCCAUCAGCUUUCAUCAGACAGUCGUCUAAUCGGACUAGAACUACCAUUUCAUCUCCAACGCAUAAUCCACAAUCUCCACCUCCUCCACCGCCACCUCUACCACCACCUCCUCCUUUAUCUCUACCAGUCCCAGCAAACUCCAGUGCUAGCAACUCAGGAUGCCCUCAAGAUUCCCUUCAUCCCAUCCAGUUGCGGCAAAACCAGAACCACAUUCAGACUGUUGCACCGACUUUGUUACAGACAGACCCCUUCAGCAGUAGCAUGCAACGAGGGAGAGAGCUCAAACGCAGCUCAAGCAAUGUGACAGCAAGUUCUGGAAGUGUGGAGGCUUUAUUUGAUAAGCCUAUUCGUAGCCGGAGCCAGCAACCCUUGUCGGCACCUAUGUCUCAUCAGAGUGACACCAAAGUCCAACAUAGACAAGCAAGAAAACGUCUUUCCAAGAGUUACUCCCAAGGAUCUGUGUCUUCACAUGCAACUUGUUGGUCCUCAGGCAGUGGGGUGGACAGUAGAAGGGCAUCUGUUGCAUUUCCAUUACAAAAAGACUCAAAGCAUACGAAGGGCUCUCAAAAACUGGACACCAGUCCUUGGAGAUGCAACGGCCCCUUCAGCUACUGUUUCUUUAAACGUAAGACCGAGGGAGAAGAUGACGAAAUUGAGUGGGAGAGGCCUAGAGGAAGCCGUGUUGGGAGCAAUAUUGACAAUAAUGGUGCUGUUGCAUCAACUAUAACUCUCUAUGGCUCGGCCGUGGAUGAGCAGUUGUAUGGAGAGGUCCUCGACAACAUGAGUUUCAGUGACCGUCUAGCAAGAAUCAACGCUCUUAAGGACCGCAUGUACGGCUUUCCUUCUGGCUUUAACGACGUUCGUCGAGAUGCCAGCGAGCUCAUUGCACUGGUGAGAUCCAGUGUCGGUCGGUGCGACCGCGGUGCCCAGAUGCCUAUCCAAGAUGUUUCCCAGUACAAGCAGCUCCUUUCCGUCGAGUCGAAAGAGUUAGGCCGGGCAUGCCGGAGAAUGGCACAAGCCCAUGGCAGUCCAGAUGAAAUGCUGCUAGCUGUUACAUGUAGUUUUCAGGUGCUAUGCUGUCUGUGUGAGGCUUGUAUGUGUCUAGUUCGGGGACUUGGAGCCUCAGCAUCACAGCAGCAAAGAGAAGUCGUAGCAAAAGUCGAUGAGGUUGUUAUGAACUAUAUUUGUUUGCUCAAAGCAGCCGAAGCUGCGACUGUAGGUGCCCCCGGGGAGCACAGCGUGAAAGCCCUGGUCCGCCACUCCAGUACCAUGUCGGCUAUUGCUAACGCACUCACCCGCUCCCUUAAAACGCUGCUAAGCAAGUAGAGGCUAUUUCCAAUGCUUUAUAGUAUGGCCUAUGCAGUCAGUAGAAGUCUGUCUUUAGACAUUUUACUGUUUUAAGUUCUCUGAAAGAGUCAGCUGUUUUCCUGUUGUGUCUAGGUGGUUUUUACGUCUAAAGAUACAUUUAUUGCAAUUAAACUCAACAUUAAAAUGACAUGUAAUUGAAAACGCUUAAAGAGACUAAAUACUUUUACUGAUGACAUUAUUAUAAUGUAUAUUUACAAAGCCAUACUGUUACAAACCUUUGUAAUAAAUGUACCUAGUAGAUACUGUACCCUUUUACCUGUGCAUUAUGUAACUUAUUUAAAGUGUAUAUAAUGUACAUUAAUACUGUAUUAUUAUUUGAAGUAGCACUUUGGUGAAGCCAUGAAGAACUCGGCUUACUUUAAUAUCUUGCAGGGAUUGAGGGAAGGCACUUUAUGUUCAGUCAGAUUACGUAAAGUUUUAAUAGAAAUAUAAUAAUUAUUUUAAAAAAAGACAACUAUUUUAGAGUUUUAGGUCAAAUUUGACACUGUCAAAACAUUAAAUUGUUGCACUUUUGCUUGUCGAAAGAUAAAAAAUAUGCUUUAAAUAGUUAAUGACUUGGAGUAUUAUAGCAUUGCUUUACUCUGUCAUUUUUUGUAUUAUGUUUGAGCAAAACACAAAUUAUGAAAGUAUUUCCCACAAAGCAUAAUAUUUAAAACCAUACCAAUGUAACAUCGGUAAUUUUGUUCAAACAUUCCGACUGAUCUGAUUUGCUUUGAUCAAAUGUUGCUUUUAUUUUUUUAAAUGUUUUUUUUUUUUUGCUUUAAAUUGUGUUUUUUUUCUGCUUAUU